CUCAUGUGGGUGCUCCCUAGCUGGAAACAGGAAUGGAAUGGACUAGCAAUUGCAACAGCCUGGAAGAUCAAAAUACUUCAAAUUGAGUUCUCUUGUGGUAGUAUGGCAGCAGCGUUCCUAAAUGGCAAGGAUGCAAACUCUCUCCUCAAACGUUUUCCACGGGCUAAUGGCUUCCUGGAGGAGUUCCGGCCGGGCAAUAUUGAGAGGGAGUGUGCCGAGGAGAGCUGCAGCUUUGAGGAGGCCAAUGAAGUGUUUGAAAAUAAAGAGCGAACGAUGGAGUUCUGGAAAAACCGCAGCAUCUACACAGUGAACAGUAAUGCUGAUUCCCGCUCGGAGCGGCCGGACGCUGUCUACAUGGUGGUGCCUCUCCUGGGUGUGGCUCUCCUCAUCAUCAUCGCGCUCUUCCUCAUCUGGCGCUGUCAACUGCAGAAGGCCACGCGUCGGCGCCCGGCCUACACCCAGAACCGCUAUCUGGCUAACCGUAACGCCCGAAGCCUCCCGCGCAUCCUGGUGCACCGGGACCCUCCCUCGCAUUCAGAGAACUCUCACGCCAAUGACAGGCCCAGCGUGGUGGUCAGCAGUGCCGAGAGGGGCGGGGCUUCAGUCACGCCGCAAGACGCCCAUCAUCACGCCAACCACUCUCAGAACAAUCGCUCCCUGUACGUGCAAGAUUCGUCUCUGUCCGUGGCUUCCCACUUGUCUGGUGCAACCCCACCGCCAUCCUACGAGGAAGUUACCGGCCACUUAGAAAGCAGCAGCGAUGAGACGACAGCCCCCUACAGUGAUCCUCCACCCAAAUAUGAAGAGAUAGUGCUAGAAAAGUGAGAGUUUUCAUAAAAGAGGAUACAUAUAGCGGUAACCAAAUGUUAGGGAUACACUGGUUCCCAAGCACUUAUACUAAUGUGGCUCUCACUCCGAACUGAGUGUGCAGGCUAUGUUUGUGAUGGUCUCCUUGUGUCGUUGAUCGGUUUGUGGACUGCACUGGUAAACGUGGUUGUUUUUCAAGUCGCAAAGGGUCCUUCUACCUUCACGCUCAUGUGGUCUUCUCACCGUUUCCGUGUAUCUUCACUCCUCCUUCAACCUCUCACGCCGGCUGCCCUUCAGAAAGAAAAUGUAUAGAGUGAAGGAGAGAUAUAUCCCUCAUCGAGAGUUGCCAAGUUGUGCACUGCAUGGUAAUCACAUCAGGCAUCAAGCUUUAGAGCCUGCUAGGAAUCGAAAGCAGCGUUCAUGUGGGAAAACAAGAUGAUGUGCCAAAUCGAAUUGGCGUAUCGUAGAAAUGUUCAGACACGGAAUAUUUAUAAAGUGUGCGUGCUGUCUUUUCUUGCGCUUAUAAAUUGAUUUCAUAGAUUCCCUUACACUGCGAAUACUAAUUCCUGUGAAAUCUUAUACCAGCAGUAUCUCUGAUCCAUGCCAACGUCCUUAGUAAUACAUGUAAACUGUAACACUGAUGGGAACAAAACAAAUGCAAAAUACUACGCCCAGAUCACACUUUGUAAAACCGAAGGUGGCGAUUACACCAUCGUGUGGAAAAUGCACUCAAAGGUAUGCACACAGUUUGAUUGUUUACAGACACAUACACAAAAAUUAACAUAGAAUGUAAUGCGUUUUGUUUCGUGUAGAGCUGGGCCUUAGAAACAUGUUAGAGUAGUCAUUUAAAUAGUCUGCUCAGCUGCUUAUGAUUUUACAGUUAUUGAGAGAUUUUGCCUCAAACUCUGUGCUCACACAAUCACUCUCAAGACACUAAUGCACAAAAACUCACACAAAAAACUGUUUGUUUGGGGCCAAGUCAUUGGAUAGUACAACAUUCCAGGCCCUUGAUUUUCUUUUUUUGUUCUUCUCCCCAUCGUUCUCAGACUGUUUACAAUGCGUUUUAUUACUCUUUUCUUGUUUUUUUUUUUUGUACAGCAUAAAAACUGUGUGAAUUUGUAAAAAGCUUUCUGUGGCUUUUGACAUCACCAGGUGCUAGUCUGUACUAUAAUGCUGCUUGUUCUCACCUUGUUUUCCUCCUCAUCACUAUCUCUCUGUGUAUAAGGCUUGUGCUUUAACUAGUCAGCCAAACUGCCCAUCUAUUACAUGCAGCUGAAUCAUGUGUUCCAGCUCAGGUUUAAGCCAAUGAACUGCUGCCAUUGUAGUAAAUGUGUAAAUAAUAUCUCACACUGCCAACCUUUCAGUGACUUUUGCGGUCACAUUUACCAGUGUCUUGUGAAUUUUCACAGGCAAAAUGCAGUUAUUUGCGUGAGGGCGUAAGAUUGCCCUAUGCAGAUUUCACAAUGUGUACAAGCUGGUCACUCUCAUUAGCCACACUGACCAAAGGAAAGAUGCUUGGUUUGAAAGGGACAUCUCUGUAAGCUGUGCUUCAUAUAUCUACAGUAUUGACAAAACACAAAGGACCUAGUUUUGCCCACAAAAUUUCACUAAUGUGACCGCACUUUAGGAAUAUCGCUGUAUCAAUCCAAUAUAAAUGUAAAAGCGUCAUUGCAAGGGGUCAGUGGGUUGUUGGGCAAAGCACUAAAACUUAUGAAGCCUUAAUAUGAUUGUGCUGAAAUCACUGUAAUUGCAAAAAGGGUUAGUACUUUAACAUGACCAAACGCUUUCAUCCAAACAGAAGACCGAACGGCCUGUAUAUUUAUAUAUAUAUAUAUAUAUACACAAGCACAGUAUUUGAAAGAUGCAGUGGGGAAGUGGGGUUUGACCUUGCUUCUGCUCAAUGAAAACAGAGGAAUUGCAAACUGCUUACUUGGCUUGGGGCUCGGUUCAAGUCUCUUGGGCCUCUUACUCCAGUCACAACAAUCAAUCCCACAAUGCCCUGACAGACUGUCUUUCACGCUGACGGAGCACCCAGCUUGGCAGACAGCACUGAUAACGGCUGACACAGACUGCAGAUCAGUUUCAGGCUUGGCUGCUGUUGAAAGACCGAUAAGAGUACAGCAUAGACAGCUCAUUAUAGCAGAUGAUGAGCAUUUAAAGAAAGCAGCAGGUUACUAAUGUAACGACAUUAUGUCAGAGGUAGCAAGAACUGAAGAUAAUUUCAAGUGUUGUUUAUCUUCGUGUUUAUUUUAGACUAAGAGAGAACUGUGCGUGAAGAAAUGUGUCAAGAGAAUAUGUGUGUGUAUAUGUGUUCGUAUCUAUGCCUGUUGCCAACACUCAUGUUCCUGUCUAGCAUUUGUGCUAGCAAGAAUGUGCCACAGAAGCCACAGGCUUUCGUUUAUAUGCUAAAUACAUGUGUUAUAUCCUAAACCAAAACAUAAUACACCACUGUUGUUCUUCAAGCCAAAUUGCAUGAUUUUUCAUCAAUCAUAAUAUGUAUUUUUUUUUGUUCACUCGAUCAUUUAUAUAUAUAACAUUUAUUUUUUCACUGUGGCUCUAACUAUGUUAGAUCGGUUUUUGCUUGUUACAACAAUUUUGCAUUUAUAUUUAAACAUAUUUUAUGAACAGAAGCACUACUGGCAUUUUAAUUCAUAACUAUUACAAAAUUCUACAAUUGUGUAUGUCUUGUAUCAAAUUUCCUUCAUUUUAGGCAUCAUGGCAAUUUCUAUACCAAAUGGAUAUAAUAUACACAAAUAUCCAUUUAGUGUGAAUAUACAAUGCAUAUAAUUUGUCACAUAUAAGUCAGUUGCGUAAAUAGUAAACUGAUGCAUGAAUCGAGUUUUUAGUUUUAUUAUUUUUGCUUUAUGAGUAUUUCUUCAUAUUUAAGCUUGAAUAUAAUUAAGGAAAAAAAAAUAAUACAGCUCUGUGAGCUCAGUUUUAUUCAUGUUGAGUGCUUUGUGUUUUGACACACAAGCUUGUUAAAAGCAUUAACUUACAAUGAAGUAUCUCACCCAAAGAAAAUGGACAUUAAUUGCUCUUUAGUGCUUUUAAUUAGGCUUUAAAAGUGUUUAAUAGACCAUUGUUUUUUAAAACAGCUUCAAGUAUUUAGAGUCUUCCAUAAAAAUUCUACAUAGAUUUUUUUGGAAGAUUUGUCUCACAUGGAUCUUAUCAGAGCUUCCAAUGAGAUUUAUAUGUUUUAAAAAAUGUUGUACCUGUUGUGUCACAAACAUCAUAUGCAUCAUUUCAAUAAGUUUAAAAUUAGAGUAAAUAUCUUCUUAAUAAAAUAGUUGUGAUUAGGGAACUUAAUAUCACUGAGGUACUAUUAUAGUUUGUAUGAACAUUUUAAAUUAGUUUUAUAUUUUCCAUUUUCGUUUUUCCAUUUAAUAUUUUUAUUAAUUUCUGUAACAUGUCUGUAUAGUUUUAUAGUAUGUUAUAUAUAGGUUUUACUAUUUUUUUUCUUCAGUUUUUAGUUUAUUUAAGUACAUUAGGUUAACAAGCUGAAAUAUAUUUUUUAAUGGUUUUAGUUUUAGAUAGCUAUAAUAACCCUGUUAGAGAAACACUACUGUUUACAUUUUGCUCAGAUAUAUCGAUUUAUGGACACAACAUGGUUUAUAUAGAUAAAACAUCUGUAUUUGUUAAAUAAAGGGAGAUAUUUUACUGUACUUCUGAGAAAUAUUUUCCUUUCCCUGAGAUCACAUUAAAUGUUACAAGUGCCAUUUUUUUUUUCUUUUUGUGAAAGCACUGAUGUUCUUGGAUAAUAGUCUAUUAAAGAACGAAAAAUAUAUGUAAAUA
Carassius gibelio (silver crucian carp) is the source of this 4599-nucleotide messenger RNA. Its product is annotated as transmembrane gamma-carboxyglutamic acid protein 3. NCBI's taxonomy places the organism in Eukaryota, Metazoa, Chordata, Actinopteri, Cypriniformes, Cyprinidae. Gene Ontology annotation, molecular function: calcium ion binding. The record is from RefSeq and is a predicted model, not a curated record. Bases 4 to 825 code for a protein of 273 amino acids. The transcript is spliced from 4 exons. Gene Ontology annotation, cellular component: extracellular region.